Messenger RNA from Pistacia vera, 1750 nucleotides. Its product is annotated as protein GRAVITROPIC IN THE LIGHT 1. The coding region runs from base 203 to 1615 and encodes 470 amino acids. The transcript has a single exon. NCBI's taxonomy places the organism in Eukaryota, Viridiplantae, Streptophyta, Magnoliopsida, Sapindales, Anacardiaceae. The record is from RefSeq and is a predicted model, not a curated record. Gene Ontology annotation, biological process: negative gravitropism; response to red or far red light.
UUUCCCGCGCUUUAAAUCCUACCCUUUAUUAUUGAUUUUAUAUUUUAUUAUUGUAUUUAUCCCCACCCAUGUCUGCGGCUCCAAUCUGAUAGUCAAAGUUGUUUGCUUUACUCACUUUCUAUCACAACACAACCCUUCAGCUAAGUUUUCUCUUCUUUCUUCAUCACUAUUCAUCUCUCAAUUUUGAUACUUUCUUCAUCAAAUGGAGACAGUGAAACCCAAAUCGGGUCUCAACGGCAAGAGCAGACUGGCCAAGACUUUUCAGAAAGUAAUCAACUUGAGAAGUGCAACAAAGAACAUGGCGUCUAACAAUGGGAUUGGAAUUUGUAUCCUUACUUCACAGCACAAGUUUGGAGGAGAUGACUCGUUUUGUAUAAAGAGAAGUAGUAAUAAUCACAUGGAAAAACCUGGAGAUCCCAGAGCUAAGCACAGAGCAGUCAUGGAAGCAUUGGUGGCGAAGCUUUUUGCCGGAAUCACUUCGAUUAAAGCUGCAUAUGCCGAGCUGCAAAUGGCUCAGUAUCCUUACAACAGUGAGGCGAUUCAUGUGGCGGACCAGGCUGUUGUUGAUGAGUUGAAGGCUAUAUCUGAGUUGAAACGUGCAUUCUUGAAGAAAGAACUUGAUCUUUCGCCUCAAGUUACUAUUAUGUUAGCGGAGAUUCAAGAACAACAAAGUUUGAUGAAGACUUAUGGGAUAACUAUCAAGAAACUGGAGGCUGAAGUUGAGAUGAAAGAGUCAGCAAUUUCUGAACUGGAAAAACAGCUUCAAGAGGCCAUCGCGUUCAAUAAGACCAUUGAAAAGAGAUUAAACGCCAGUGGACCUAUAUCAAUACUCGACAAUCUUCAGCUUUCUGCUUUGAAUCCGAGCCACUUCGUUCAGUUUCUUCACUAUACGUUAAGAUCUGUGCGGAAUUUUGUGAAGUUAAUGAACAAAGAAAUGGAGUCGGCUCACUGGGAUCUUGAUUCAGCAGCCAAAGUUAUAGAACCUGAAGCAAUUUUUUCAAAGCCAAGCCAUAAAUAUUUCGCCUUUGAAUCCUUUGUUUGCAAAACAAUGCUUGAAGGUUUCAAUUUUCCGAAUUUUUCACCAACAACUGAGUCUGAGUCUUUUAACAAAGUCCCUCGUGAACAAUACUUGAAUGAAUUCAAGAAACUCAAAUCUGUGAAUGUAAAGCACUUUCUUUCUCAGAAACAGAACUCAAACUCUAGUUUCGCUAAGUUUACUCGCGCCAAGUACCUUCAUUUAGUCCACGCAAAAAUGGAGUGUUCACUUUUCGGUAACCUGAACCAGAGAAAGCAGAUUAAUGGUGGAGAUUUCCCAGAUUCUGUUUUCUUCAUAUAUUUUAGUGAGAUGGCGAGACGGGCUUGGCUUUUACAUCGCUUGGCAUUCUCAUUUGAUCAAGAAGUUAACAUUUUUCAGGUCCCAAGAAACUGCAGAUUUUCAGAAGUUUAUAUGGAGAAUGUGAGCGAUGACUCAAUUGUUUCAUGUGAAAUUCCUGAUUCUGGUGUUGAUUUCCGUGUGCAUUUUACAGUUGUUCCUGGGUUCAAGAUUGGCAAAACUGUGAUACAGAGUCAGGUUUAUUUGUCUCCGGUGACAGUGAAUUCCCCGGCAAGUCGUUAAUUUUAUUUUAUAUUUAGAAAAAUACUUUUGUGAAGGUAUUUUUAUUUAUUUAUUUAUAAAAGAAAAGGGUAUAAUUGUAUAUUGCACUAGUAGUUCAGAUGUGAAAAGAAAUGAUGAAAAAGGCUUGAUCUUAAA